CCUCCAGCCCUCAACGCUCUUCGCCCAGCAUGGAAGCACUCAUGGGAGGUAUGGGCAGUCAAGCCAACUCGGCGGCCAUCCAAGCGCAAAAGGCCGAAGAGAGACAGGCGGAGCAAUUGCAGCCCUUCUACCUCGAGAACAUCGUGCACAAUCAGAGACAGAUUGCAAAUAUCCGUUCCCUAUCCCUUGCCCUCUCAGGCUCGCUCGCCGGGAUCCUCGGGCUAGUCUCUCUCCCUGGCCUCGCCUUCUUCCUCUUCUCCUUGGUCACCACGAAUGCCCUCAUCCUCCUCCUCUGCUGCAACGGCCAACCGCACAAGUAUCUCCUCAAUCCUCCACCCCAAUCUCCGCUUGGUCUCGUCUUCAGCAUAGGCUCCAGCGUGGCCACAGCGGCAGCCAUCGCCAGCCCGGGCAUUGUGGCGUAUGGAGCGGCGGCCGUGCUGGGUGGAGCGGCGAAUACUGCCAAUUCGGCGGGCAAGGUCAGGGUGCAGAAAGUCGUGGGUGGCAAGGAGGGGAAAGACGUCAUUGAGGUAGUGUGGUAUCUGUUCGAGGGGCUCAAGGGCGAGGUGUUGAGCUUUGUGCUUUGGUGGACUUUCUGGACUGCGAUUGUGCAUGUCUACGAGUAACAGCUCGACCUUUCAGACCAUCUAGGCUCACUUCCCCUGAGGGCCGCCAUGUUGCUCACAAGGAAGGUAGAUCUUGCAUGCUGGCAAGCAAUACAUCGUGGCAUUUGCACAGCUCAGCAACAUUCGAGCACACGAAUUGAGACAUCGUAUGCGCGCAUGCGGUAUGACACGACUAACAGAGGACAAUACAGAUCGACGAGACGCGGACGUAUGCGGCACUGGGGCGAGAGACAAAGAGACAUGAGACAGGACAAGGUGACAAUGCGUGCCAUGGCUGGCGAGAGGGUCCGUGCAAGGUAUGCGGGUGUUACGCU
Molecule: messenger RNA, 937 nt
Organism: Jaminaea rosea
Lineage: Eukaryota; Fungi; Basidiomycota; Exobasidiomycetes; Microstromatales
Exons: 3
Biological process (GO): protein folding in endoplasmic reticulum; autophagosome assembly
Cellular component (GO): EMC complex; endoplasmic reticulum; membrane
Source: RefSeq, a predicted model, not a curated record